This is a messenger RNA of Galleria mellonella (greater wax moth), 995 nucleotides long. RefSeq lists its product as uncharacterized. NCBI's taxonomy places the organism in Eukaryota, Metazoa, Arthropoda, Insecta, Lepidoptera, Pyralidae. The record is from RefSeq and is a predicted model, not a curated record. The coding region runs from base 71 to 880 and encodes 269 amino acids. The transcript has 3 exons.
AAUUAAGCACACUACAGCCAAGAUCGACGCUGUGUCACAUAUACUAAGCAUUCUUCCAGUGGAGCGCACCAUGUUCACUCCAUUGGUGUUGCUGAUUAUAAUUACAUUCGUUUCAACAGUCCAAGGCUUUUGCGGCUCUAGCAUCCGUUGGUCACAUCAUUUGAACAUAGAGGAUGCCUAUGGAAUAUGGUACGGUGUAGGUUACGCUCAACAUACCCCAGAUAUGACUAACAAGCCUAAUGAAGUAGGCUGCGUCACACUGUAUAUAACUGAUGCAAGUGUUGAAGGUCAGGAUGAUUGGCUCGACUGGUCGAUAAUGAAAAGAAAUUAUUCCAAUGAAAAUUGGCGAUCAUACAAAAGCAAUCCGUGGUCAGACACCCAAAUGUCCGGGUCGUGGUUGGAUGUUCGUCUCAAGAGAAAGGUCAAGAGGGAUAUUUAUAAUGAGCGACGUUUACGGAUCAUUUGGGAUGAGGACGGACAAACAAUGGAGCAGGUAUAUGUGUACUCCCCAGAGGCUCCAGGGCUUUGGGUUGCUGAGCAACGUCAGCGUUUGGAAACAUUGUUACUAUCUAGAGGGAUAGAUGUAUGGUUCCCCGAAGAUACUCCGAGACAUCCCGAAGUGAUAAGAGUGUUGAAAUUAACUCCUCAUAUGAUGAUCAUUAAUCAUUGUUCAGACAAAGGUGGCGGAGGUAUUUUCUCCCUCAUACUCCGAAGAUCACCAUCAAAGAUUGAAAGGUGGGAGUGGUAUGAUUUACAAAGGCAAUUUUUCAGAUUCGAAUUACCGAAUAUGUAUAGGUAUUCGGCAAUCUGUGCUGGUUGUGUUCAAAUGAGUUCUUUAUAUUUUAUGAUACUUUGUAUGACUUUACUAAUAGUAUUGUAAUUGUUAACUAUGUUUAUUAUAUUUAAAGUUACUAAAUGUAUGUCUACCUAGGUAUAUAUAUUUUUAAAAUAAGUAAUGUAAAUGAAAUCUGUUCCAAGUAAUAAAGUUUUUGAGA